Phascolarctos cinereus (koala) is the source of this 2237-nucleotide messenger RNA. Its product is annotated as von Willebrand factor A domain-containing protein 5A-like. Lineage: Eukaryota; Metazoa; Chordata; Mammalia; Diprotodontia; Phascolarctidae. The record is from RefSeq and is a predicted model, not a curated record.
CUGGGGAGGGCGGGGCUUUCUAGGAAGCCUAAACUGAUGCUUCUUUCACUUUGCAGAGCAACUAGCAAGGGGAAAGUACUGAGCAGAGUUUCACCAUGGAACACGCUUGUGGUCUUCUCACCCGCUGCAAGCAGCCAGUGCCUCUUAAGAGCAUCUCGGUGGCUGUGUCUAUCUGUGAGUUUGUGGCAGAUGUGUCUGCAAGCCUAGACUACAAGAAUGAGGAAGCAGCUCCUGUGGAAGCAUUCUUUGUGUUCCCCAUGGAUGAAGACUCUGCUGUUUAUAGCUUCCAGGCUGUGGUGGAUGGGAAGAGUAUAGUGGCAGAAAUACAAGAGAAGCAGCAGGCCCAGGAGAAUUAUGAGGAUGCCAUUUCCCAAGGCCAGCAAGCCUUCCUUCUGGAGCAGGAUAGCAGCUCUGGUGACAUCUUCAGCUGCAGUAUAGGAAAUUUGCCCCCUGGCCAGAAGGCUGCUGUCACUCUGAGCUAUGUUCAGGAGCUGUCCUUGGAGGCAGAUGGGGCUGUUCGCUUUGUCCUGCCAGCCAUUUUGAAUCCACGCUAUCUCCUGCAAGAGUCAGCUGAGACAGACAACAUCACCUCUGAAGUCCCUCGGGUUCCUGGCAAGGAGCUGCCUUACACGUUUAGUGUUAGUGCCAGUGUCUGCUCUCCGCAUGGCAUUGAGAAGGUCCAGUCCAACUGUCCUCUGAGUCCCCUGCAGUACUUGGAAGAUGACAAGAAGGUUGCCCAGGUUUCCUUGGCUGAAGGGCAUCAAUUUGAUCGGGAUGUUGAGAUUCUGGUUUACUACAGGGAGGUGAACACACCCAGUGUCUCUGUGGAGCUGGCCCAGGCUGAUGCCAAGCCAGGUUCCCUGAUGGGAGAUCCAGCUGUAAUGGUGAGUUUCUACCCUAGUAUCCCUGAGUGUCAGGGAGAGAACACUGGUGAAUUUAUCUUCCUCCUGGACCGCUCAGGGAGCAUGUCCUUCCAAAUGAAUAACAAAGAAGGGGCCCAGAAGCGCAUAGAUAGUGCCAAGGAAACUCUGGUCCUGCUGCUGAAGAGUUUGCCCCUUGGCUGUUUUUUCAAUAUCUAUGGAUUUGGAUCCUCCUUUGAAUCCUUCUUCCUAGAGAGUGUGGAGUACACACAGCAGUCCAUGGAGUUGGCUGUGCAGAGAGUAAAGGCUCUAGAAGCUAACCUUGGAGGGACUGAAAUCUUAGAGCCACUGAAAGACAUUUAUAGCAAAUCCUGCAAGCCAGACCACCCUCGGCAGCUCUUCGUCUUCACAGAUGGAGAAGUUGGUGAUACAUGGAGGGUCGUUGCUGAAGUUCAGCGCCACAGCCAGAAUCACAGGUGUUUCUCUUUUGGAAUUGGAGAAGGGGCUUCCACCAGCCUUGUUAAAGGCAUUGCUCGGGCAGCUGGGGGCACUGCAGAAUUCAUCACGGGCAGGGACAGAAUGCAGCCCAAGGCCCUCCGGUCCCUCAAGCGGGCCCUGCAGCCAGUGGUACAGGAUGUCUCCCUGACCUGGACUCUGCCCCCUGGGCUGGAGACUACCUUGCUCUCUCCUCUUCCUCCUGUCAUCUUCAGGGGUCAGAGGUUAAUCGUCUAUGCCCAGUUGAAAGGGACAAAUGCAUCCAAAGAGGCAGCAGGUGAGGUAUGUCUUCAAUACAAGCUCCAAGGUGAAGGCUUCAGGGACACAGUGCCAUUCUCUGUGAAUGCCAAAGGAGAUGACAAACUUACCAUUCACCGCCUGGCUGCCAAGUCCUUGAUCCAGACCCUUGAUGGAAACUUACAGGAUGCUGCAGAAGUGAAGAGCAAAGUAGUGGAUAUUAGCCUUCAGUCCGGAGUUGUCUCCUCUCAUACUGCCUACAUUGCUAUCAAUAAGGAGCUCAAUCAGCCCAUUCAGGGGCCCCUAACUCGGAGGGAUAUUCCAUUGGCUUUUACCUAUUUCCGUGCCUCAUACCGGCCUCAACCAACGCGUCAAUUAUUUGGAAAAGCAUUUUCCCACAAUGCCUGCCUUCUCUCUGGAAAGAAGAAUGCUGGCAUGAUUGCAAAAUUGAAAGGACCUCUUUUGAAAAUGGCAUCUCCCCAACAUAAGUCAAGGUUCAUGCUCUCAGAGGAUUCCAUGGAUAGAGACAUAUCCCCUCCAAGUCUCCACUUAUGCAGCUGAUUUCCCUCCAGAAGGCAGAUGGGUCCUGGGAACUGGAUGAAGCUCUGGCCUCAGUCCUGGGAAUGAGCAUUCAGAGUGCAUUGG